Microthlaspi erraticum is the source of this 906-nucleotide messenger RNA. The record is from the annotation of a GenBank genome assembly. Lineage: Eukaryota; Viridiplantae; Streptophyta; Magnoliopsida; Brassicales; Brassicaceae.
AUGAAUCGUCGUCUCGACGAGGUCGAUUCGAAAGGUCCAUCGCGCCACCAGCUCAGCUCCGGAAUUGACGAAAGCACUCGCCGAUACCCGAAGAAGCCCGCUCACCCGCAGGCUCCGCCAGAUCGAUCUGCACGAAAGAGUUCGACUCAAAAUCGACUCUUACACCGGCGAAGAAGACCCCAAGAAGUGGCUAACCGCGUUCAACCUCGCCAUGAGAGGGAGAAAUACAAAUCUACGACGAGAAGGGAGGCCAACUACUGUCAAGUAUUCGUCGAGCACAUGGCGAAAGAUGCCUUGACCUGGUUCUCUAACCUCCCCGCCGAGUCGAUCGAUAACUUCGACGACCUAACCAAUGCUUUUCCUAAAGCAUUACUCCAUGCACAUGACCCGAAUCACUCGGAACAUGUUCACCACAACGCAAACCCAAGGACGCGUUCCACCGCUCCCGGAACUACAUCUUCCUCGAGGAAGACCAAACGCUUCUAUGCCGAGAAGCAUGGAGAUAGGAGGACAACCUCGUCGAAACCCAGAGAGGAACCGUGGAGGUACGAAGAAGACACGAUCCGAAGAGGUCUCUCCUCGCAGCGUUCGCAGCAGCCGACGACGAGUCCGAGCAAGAGCACGCAGCAGCGUUUCGAUGCCACAGGACAUCAACUCCGCUCGGAGAUGACAACGACACCAAAGCUUUCUGCAAAUUCCACGGGAGAACUGGCCACGCCACUGAAAACUGCAAACCUAUCAGCAACCUUAUGCGCAUGUACCAUCGAGGAGAAAUCCCGCCAAUGGACGGCGAUAGGUCCCAAGGAAAAAGCUUCCCGCCGAGACCACCAAAAUCUGGACAGCAGGAGAAGCGCGGACGACAACCCCGCUCCGAAGAAGGAUAGGAAAAGGCGAAGCCCCGCCUGA